AUGAUUACUUUAUGCUAUUUAUUGAGCUAAAUUUAUGGAAAAUCAUUUAUUACUAUCAUUUAAACCAUUCUUACCAUGAAAUGCUUAAUAUUUCUAGUUCUCUCAGUAAGCCUUGCUUAUGGAGCAAGAGUAUUUACUCAACGAAAUGUUCAUCCAUUGUCUGAUGUGAUGAUCGAUCGAAUCAACUCUAUUGGAACAACAUGGAAGGCUGGACGUAACUUUGAUGAAUCUUCAUUACCAUAUGUUAAGAGACUUUUAGGAGCUAAAAGAGGUUCAUCCAAAAAGCUGAGACAAGUGCAUCACGAAAUCAAUGAAGUGUUACCAGAAAGUUUUGAUGCUCGUGAAGCUUGGCCCAACUGUACCCAAAUCAGGACAAUCAGAGACCAAGGAAACUGUGGAAGUUGUUGGGCUUUUAGCUCAGUCGAAGCUAUGUCUGAUCGUAUUUGUAUCGCCUCUAAUGGUGCACUCCAAGUAUCAUUAUCAUCACAAGAAAUGGUUGCUUGUGCUGAUCUCGGUGGUUGUGGUGGUGGAUGGCCAGAAUCUGCCUAUGAAUAUUAUCAAACUGAAGGUCUUGUUACUGGUGGCCUUUAUCAUGGUGAUGGUUGUAUGCCUUACGUUUUCGAGCCUUGUAUGCAUCACAUUAAAGGGCCUAUCCCAACUUGUCCUGAAACUUAUAAACCAACACCUCCAUGCUCAAGGAAAUGUGCUGCUGGUUAUAAGAAAACAUUUGCAGAGGAUAAACAUUAUGGCCAGGAACCUUAUACCAUUUCAUCCGAUCCAAAGCAAAUCAUGAAGGAAAUCAUGACAAAUGGUCCAGUUACUGUAGAUUUCACUGUCUAUGCAGAUUUCCCUAAUUAUAAGUCAGGCGUUUAUCAAAAGACUACUGACGAUGCGCUUGGUGGUCACGCAGUUAAGAUAAUUGGCUGGGGAACUGAGAAUGGUGUCGAUUACUGGUUAGUUGCAAAUUCUUGGAACACAUAUUGGGGCGAUAAAGGUUACUUCAAGAUCAGGCGAGGAAAUGAUGAAUGUGGCAUCGAAGACGAUGUCGUUGCUGGAUUACCGAAACUUUGAAUGUUCAAAUUGAAUGAAUUGCCUGGAUGAAUUGCACUGAAAUCAAUUUCUUGAAGUUUUUAGUUUAAUAAGUAGCUAUACGUGAUUGUUACAUAUAUUAUAUUAUUGUUGAUAUGACAAAGAAAGCAUGAAAACUAACCGUAGCAUUACAAUUAAAAAUAUCUGAAGAUAAAAAGUUCGUA
This is a messenger RNA of Tetranychus urticae (two-spotted spider mite), 1253 nucleotides long. RefSeq names its product cathepsin B. Gene Ontology annotation, molecular function: cysteine-type endopeptidase activity. The record is from RefSeq and is a predicted model, not a curated record. Gene Ontology annotation, biological process: regulation of catalytic activity; proteolysis. Lineage: Eukaryota; Metazoa; Arthropoda; Arachnida; Trombidiformes; Tetranychidae.